AUGAAUGCUCUAUCUUACAUAAGUAGUAAUCUUCAGAGUUCCAAUCAGCAAGAUGAUAGCGGCGACUACAGCGAGGUUCAGAACGAGGAAGCUGGGUGUUCGAGUGCAGCAGACGGCGGCGGCGAGGGCGAGGGCAGCAGUGCGAAACAGCAGGUCGGCAUCAGAACACGGAUCAGGUUGGUGGUGUGGUCGAUCGUUCUGUUCUGUCCGCAUUAUCUGAUUUUGAAGCCGACGCAGUUUCUGUGGUUCCUCGUGACUUCGCCACUGAUGCUCAUAGAGUAUGGUGUGAAGUCGAAACUGCACAAAAAUCGAAACAAGGGCGGGGGGCAGGAGAGUUCUGGAGCGUUGGCGGCGACAAAGAGUGAGGUGAGCAGCACGUUGGCGAAGAUCAGCGAAAACGAUGAGGACGACUUGAGCGGGGGCGGCGAGUUGUACUUGCAGAGGGACUUUGUCAAGGGUUCGCUGCUGCAGACGACGGCCACGCCGGCCAGAAACUCGAAGGCAAACGGCGGCAAUCUCAGCGCUACGGGGCAUGCGCACGCCAGGUCUUCGGGCAGGUCAGAUACGUCGUCCGGAAACGUGUUGGGGACAAAGAAAAUGGGGAGAUUUUUAUUCCCCAAGAAACUCAUACCAAAAUCGGUGCUGAACGCCCAGAGGAGGAAGAUUCUAGUCAUGGACCUGGACGAGACGCUAAUUCAUUCUGCAUCGCGAAAUACUUCUCACAGCAAUUCCUCACAAGGCCAUAUGGUUGAAGUUAGGUUCGCGGUCAGCGGGGUUUCGACAUUGUAUUAUGUUCACAAGAGACCGUACUGCGACCUGUUCCUCUCAAAAGUAAGCAAGUGGUACGAUUUGGUCGUAUUCACGGCCUCGAUGAAGGAAUAUGCCGACCCCGUCAUUGAUUGGCUUGAAAGUUCGAUUCCUGGAAAUUUCACCAAAAGGUUAUACAGAAACAACUGUAUCCUGCGAGAUGGUGUUGGAUAUAUUAAGGACCUUUCGAUACUUUGUGGUAACUCAAAUCAAAUGGCGGUAGCAAAUUUGAAUGGUGGUGGUCUUGGUGAGAUCAUAUUGGUGGAUAACAGUCCUGUUAGCUAUGCAUUGAAUGUUGACAAUGCAAUUCAAGUGGAAGGCUGGAUAAGCGAUCCUUCAGAUACAGAUCUUUUAACGCUUUUACCGUUUUUAGAGGCUCUGAGGUAUACAACCGACGUUAGAGAUAUUCUGGCAUUGAAGAAUGGUGAACAAGCAUUUUCAUAA
This is a messenger RNA of Zygotorulaspora mrakii, 1251 nucleotides long. RefSeq names its product Nem1-Spo7 phosphatase catalytic subunit NEM1 (gene NEM1). Bases 1 to 1251 code for a protein of 416 amino acids. NCBI's taxonomy places the organism in Eukaryota, Fungi, Ascomycota, Saccharomycetes, Saccharomycetales, Saccharomycetaceae. The transcript has a single exon. Gene Ontology annotation, molecular function: protein serine/threonine phosphatase activity. The record is from RefSeq and is a predicted model, not a curated record.